AUGACCAGUUACUAUAAAGGCAAUGGAGAAAUUAAUCCCAGUUCUCAUGCGAUAUUAUCACGGCUUAGUAACAUAUUAAAACAAGAAUCCGACUUACUCUAUAAGAAAUAUUAUCCAUUGGAAAUUGAUCCUGAUUUAACAAUAGCCGAAAAAAUACCAUUAAUGACCGAAUGGUGGAUGAAAGCGCAUCAACUAAUGAUUGAUCAACGUCCAACUAAAGAUGAUAUUGCGAGAAUCGUGGAAGAAACUCCUGUCGAAAUGCGUCCAGGUCUAAGAGAUGUCACCUCUAUUUGUCGAGAUAAUGAUGUGCCUUUUUUGGUCUUUUCGGCUGGAAUCGAAAAUGUCAUUGAAGAAGUUUUACGAUCGAAAAAUCUUUAUCAUCCGAAUAUGCACAUUGUUGCCAACAAAAUGGUCUUUGAUUCUUCGAAAGGCAUUUAUAACCGAUUUGAGGAACCAUUAUUGCACGUAUUCAACAAACUUGAGGCUACGAUCGAAGGAACUCCCUAUUACUCUACUCUAAUAGAAAAGAACAAUGUCAUAUUACUUGGUGAUUCACUAGGUGAUUUAGAUAUGUCUAAAGGUAUCAAACAUGAUGUUUGCCUAACUAUUGGAUUCUUAAAUAUUCGUGUUAAUGAUCUAUUGAAUACUUAUUUAAAUGCAUAUGAUAUUGUGGUGGUAAACGACGGUUCAAUGGAUAUCGUGACUUGGAUUUUAGAAUGCAUGAUGACGUGUUAA
Ambispora gerdemannii is the source of this 735-nucleotide messenger RNA. NCBI's taxonomy places the organism in Eukaryota, Fungi, Glomeromycota, Glomeromycetes, Archaeosporales, Ambisporaceae. The record is from the annotation of a GenBank genome assembly.